AUGGCAGCAAAUCAUCUCGUUGAGGGAUAUGGGUAUCGCCGACUCAAUCUUUCUCAGGAGACAAUCAUAGUCCCUGAAGAGUAUUACGAAAACCGAAUUGGUGAUCUUGCAGCGUUCGUUCCGAGAGGUUCUCGAAGAAGACGCAUUGCAAAACUAAAGCAUUCAACCCUUUCAGAGGUUCGGUAUCCUCCUGAUUGGACUGGUUCAGUCUCAACCUUCAUGAUGGGUUCAUCCCAGCCUACUCAGCAAGCUACACAACAAGUUGAAGAUCCGCGGAGACUCGGCAGGAACUUAUCCAACGUUUCCGAGGAGGAUGCCACAGAUGUGAUAUGUCUCCUCCAUCCCAACUCAAAAGCAGCAAUCGAAGCUGUCAAGGCAAACCUCAUUCUCUCUCCUCAACACAUUUUGCAGAAUGCAGACUUGCAAGACGUUGACGAACAAGAACUCUUGUUUGAUGAAGAAUUAUGGGGAGCCAGUAGAGACAUUGCGCUCCGAAUGUCAUCGAAAGUCAAAACCAUCAAGGAUGGUUUUCGUUUCGGCCGGAAUGGGUCAAUGUGUGAUGUUCUCCUCACUCCCGCUCUGGACGACAACUUGAUUAGCAAGAUUCACUUCAAGAUUUUUGUCAACAGUCAGGGCAGUCUUAUGAUUCAAGACUUGUCCACAAACGGAACAAUUGUCGAUGAUGUUCACCUCACAACACGUGGCAGAGGCGGUCGACCACUCGUGAAGCCUGCAACAACCGUUCUCAAGAACGGUUCAAUCAUUUGUGUGCUUGCCGGAACAACAAAAGAAGAAGUCAAAUUUAUGGUUCGAAUUCCCAAUCGUGGGGAUGGAGAAGAUCUCUACGAAGAAAAGCUGAGAAAAUAUCUGUCCGACCGAGGAGCAGUGGCCAACUUUGCUUCAAUGCGUGAAAAUUCAUAUGGUAACCAUUGGAACGGUGGGACCAAAUACAAUUUUACUGGCUGUCUGGGCAAGGGUGCAUUUGCAACUGUCUACAGAAUCCAGACCAAGAAAGAAGGAGAUGUCUACGCCGCCAAAGAGUUGGACAAACGCCGCUUCCUCAAGAAUGGAGUGUUGGACACCAAAUUCGACAGUGAGUUGCAAAUCAUGAAAUCUCUGUCGCAUCCGAACAUCGUAAAUUACGUCGAUUCUUACAACGUCCAACACUAUAUUUACAUUCUGAUGGAGUUUGUCCCACAUGGUGAGUUGUCUCAGGAAUUGAGACGCCAAGGAGGCAAACUUGCAGAGCCUGAUGCCCAACAAAUCACACGCCAGAUGAUGCACGCGCUUGGUUAUCUUCAUCGGAGAAACAUCACGCACCGUGAUAUCAAGCCAGACAACAUCUUAAUUGCCUCUCGAGACCCUAUGAUUGUUAAACUGUCGGACUUUGGUUUGUCGAAAUGUGUCACAGAUCAGGAGACUUUUCUCAAGACAUUCUGUGGCACACUCCUGUAUUGUGCACCCGAAGUGUACCCAGAUUAUCAGAACUAUACUCAAGGCUCAUCCACCAAGAGACGUCGACUUGGUGAGCCAUCGUACAAACCGCCUCCGUCUCCUUACGACCAAUCGGUUGACAUGUGGUCCUUUGGGGCUGUCAUUUUCCAUAUGCUUUGUGGCAAACCUCCCAUUACAGGCAGAGGCGAUGACAGAGGUGCACAAAUGCUCAGCAAUAUCAUGACAAAGGAUGUCGAUUUUGAACCACUCAGAGAUGCUGGCACUUCAGAAUACGGCAUUGAUUUCAUCACGAGACUUCUCAAUAGAAACCCAAGAUAUCGACCAAACGAAUCUGAAUGUCUCAGACACCCUUGGCUACGCCAUGUGAAAGAUCAUUUCGAUUAUGAAGAUACAGAAUCAGUCCUCUCACGCAACGAACGAGAGUUGGGCAUUCUGGAUGAAGCCGAGGAAGAUCUGCUUGACGACGAUCUUAUUGACAAUCUUCAACAACUGACUCAAUUACCCUCAUCAGUGCCAACCCCAAAUCGACCAGCCAAGCGACUGAGAGCCAACUCGCAAAAUGACGAAGUCACAUAUCCUGCUUUACCUAAUCUUGGUGCCACGUUUGCGCCACUGCCUUCAUCGGUAGCACCAACAGCUCCGGCAGAGCGACUCUUCGGAGAAGUCACUCCAUCCGUACUACGUAGUUCGGGGAUUUUCGGCGGUGCCCUUCGUCCACAGGUGCAGGCCGAUGUUCCAGAAAUCCGCAACCGUGUUGAGCAGAUUAGCGUGAAUGAUUUUGUCACUCGUGGUGGUGAAGUGGAUGACACAAAAAGCGCAGACAACUUUGGCCAACCAUUGCAAUAUCCUCAGACCCUUGGCAUUCCGCACACUUUUGCUGGAUCAGCUUUGAGCCUUAUGGGGGCAGAGCAACAGAUCGGUCAACUUAAUAUGGCCUCCCCAGACGCGGAAGCUUCUGAUGCUGCAACUUCGGAGUCACCAAACCCUGUCACACCCCAAACUCGGGAACUUUCUCCGUGGACCGGUUCCAGUCAUGCAGCGGAUACAAAAGUUGCAGACACUACUCGUCACUUCGAAGAACGAGUUUCUACCCGGGAACCCCUUUUUACCCGUCAGUUUGACCUUGAUCUCGUAAACGACCCAGAAAACUUCGAUGCUGAGAUUGAAGCCCGCAAGGCCUCGAGAGCUACAAAAAUCGGCACGAAGGCAGAAACAUUCAGUGGGAACGCCAAUAGUCGGGUGCGUCUUCCGUCUGUUGAGCUGGCAAUCACUAUCGACGCGAAGACUGGAAAAGCGAUCCAGAGUCACGACAAUGUUGACCGACUGAUCCAUGAUCCACUCACCAAUUCAAGUCUGCAAUUCAUCAAGCCUCCGAAGCGAUUUGGUAAAUUAACCACAAUCCCUGGCUCUUCAGCCAAUCUAACAAUCAACCUGGAAGAUCGUCUCACCUCUUGGGGUCGAGGAAUUGACUGCACUGUCCCUUAUCCUGAUCGAAAAGACACCCGCAUUCCAAAAUAUGCAAUGAAGAUCACAUUUUGGGCUCCAGGUAUUGAGAAAUUUAUCCUGGACGGGGGGGACUGGACUCAAUCGCCGGGCGUGCGAACUUUGAUUUCUACCUCAGCCAGUAAAUCCAUCCUGGUCAAUGGUGUUCAACUCCAGAAGGAGACUAUAAACGGUGAAGCCGCUUUAUUCGGCCAACUGUAUACCGACGAUAUCAUCACAAUCUUCGAUUUUAAUGAUGGCUUUCUAAAAUUUAAGGUCGAAAUCACCUUCGGUGACAGUGCUCGACCCCGCCCAGAGAGUGAACGUGGCUUUCUGAUUCAGCAGGAACGACAAUAUCAUCAACGUGCCAUGAAGGAACGUGAAAGUAUGAGAGCCAGCAGGGCUGGAAGUGAGAUUGGUAAUGGAGUCAGCUUGCCAUUGUUGUGA
Messenger RNA from Exophiala bonariae, 3384 nucleotides. RefSeq lists its product as uncharacterized. The transcript is spliced from 2 exons. Gene Ontology annotation, biological process: protein phosphorylation; mitotic DNA damage checkpoint signaling. Gene Ontology annotation, cellular component: nucleus. The record is from RefSeq and is a predicted model, not a curated record. NCBI's taxonomy places the organism in Eukaryota, Fungi, Ascomycota, Eurotiomycetes, Chaetothyriales, Herpotrichiellaceae. Bases 1 to 3384 code for a protein of 1127 amino acids. Gene Ontology annotation, molecular function: protein binding; protein serine/threonine kinase activity; ATP binding.